ACAACGAACGCUCCUGGCCGUCCUCCGCUCGUAUACACGACCACUAGUUAGUGACCAGAGGAGUCGGGAGCCCCCUAUGGCCAAGCAAAAGGCCUCGCUUCCGGUGAUCCGCCGCCGCAUAGGCGGUGUUGGUUUGUUGCGCUGGGCGGUGCGGGUCGCCUCCAGCAUAGUGCUCUGGACGGCGCUCCUCCAGCUCUCCACCUUCUUUGGUCUUCCCCUCUCGCCGCUCCGCGCCGCCCGGCCGUCCUGCAUAGGGAACCGCAAUACCUCUGCAACCGCCUCCGCCGUAACCGCCGUCGCCUCCGACGAUGUAGGGGACCUUGCGCCCCCAGCUCUACCUACCAGGAGAUCUUACCGAAGUAACGGUUAUCUUCUUAUUUCAUGCAAUGGCGGUCUGAACCAAAUGCGAGCUGCGAUAUGUGACAUGGUAACUGUAGCACGCUAUUUGAAUCUGACCAUGGUGGUACCUGAACUUGAUAAGCAAUCCUUCUGGGCUGAUCCUAGUGAUUUUGGAGAUAUAUUUGAUGUGGAUCAUUUCAUCUAUUCUUUAAGAGAUGAGGUGAAGGUUAUCAGAGAACUCCCACAUAAGUUUAAUGGGAAAGUUCCAUUAUCAAUGCAACCAGUCAGCUGGUCUAGUGAGAAAUACUAUUUGAGACAGAUCUUGCCUCUUGUAAGAAAGCACAAGGUUAUACGUUUUAGCAGGACAGAUUCUCGCCUUGCAAACAAUGGCCUUCCUCUGAAGCUCCAAAAGCUUCGCUGCCAUGUUAACUACAAUGCAUUAAGAUUUACACCAUCCAUUGAGGCCCUAGGCAACAAGAUGAUAUCGAGUCUCAGGAAAACUGGAUCUUUUGUUGUGCUUCAUCUGAGAUAUGAGAUGGAUAUGCUCGCCUUCUCUGGCUGUACACAUGGAUGUUCUGGUCAAGAAACAGCAGAGCUCACGAGAAUGAGGUAUGCAUAUCCCUGGUGGAAAGAAAAGGAAAUAGACUCUGAGAAGAAAAGGCUCGAGGGACUCUGCCCGCUUACACCUGGGGAAACAACAUUAGUGCUCAAAGCUCUUGGUUUCCCCAGGGACACUAGGAUAUAUAUUGCCUCUGGUGAAAUCUAUGGUGGUGAAAAAAGAUUAGCUGCAUUAAAGGCAGAGUUCCCUAACAUCGUGCGUAAGGAGAUGCUUUUAUCUGAAGAUGAGCUACACCUCUUCCAAAAACACUCGACUCAAAUGGCAGCCCUGGACUAUCUUGUUUCUGUCGCGAGUGAUGUCUUUAUUCCCAGUAAUGAUGGAAACAUGGCUAAAGUUGUGGAAGGACACCGCAGGUUUAUGGGCUUCCACAGGACUAUACAGCUUGAUAGGAAGAAGCUGGUUGAGCUUAUAGAUCUUUUUGAAGACCAGGAGCUGUCAUGGAAUGAAUUCUGUGCUGCUGUCAAGGAGCUACAUGAGGGCCGAAUGAGCCAGCCCACGAGAAGAAAAGUCAUCGCAGGGCAACCUAAGGAAGAAGACUACUUCUAUGCAAAUCCUUAUGAGUGUCUUGGGCCUGCUAGAAAGAGAAGGGAAAAGCUAAAACAUACAGAGACAUAAACACUACACUUGGGUGCCCGAUUGAUCGGUACAGAAGGCUGAAGUUAAACACGGUAACAUGGUUUGACAGCUACAUCUAGAUGCCCAUCCUAGUAACCUGAUCAGCUGACUGCAGUAGUGGCAUAACAAGCUUCAGCAGCCACCUCAUGUACCUAAGACAUGCUCAUAUUUUUUCGCCGAGCCUCCACUCAUGAAGUUGUAACACUGCUGUUCAUGAGCAACCUAUAGCUUAGCAGAGUAUUCUUCUGGAUUGGAUGAUCCACAUGGGGGGUGAAGGAGCCUAUGCCACCCAGAGGCUUGAUGAGGGUUUCCCAGUUCUUCAGGAUAUCUGAUGGUGCGGCCUUACUCAGCUGUAACUGCAACAUGUGAGUGAACUGUAAUGUAGAUCUAACUUCUCUUGGGUCGCACCAGAUGCUAUGUUGUAGUGUUAGAUUGCAGCACUUGCUUUUGAUGUACAUAAACCUUGUCGAACUCCUCGAAUGGAAAAUGCACUGCAUCCUUUUUGUAAGUGCGAAUGACUGGCAUGCCGAUGCAAGGCAUUGAGCUUGUAUGACACUGGGGCAUGCAUGUUU
This is a messenger RNA of Triticum dicoccoides, 2145 nucleotides long. Its product is annotated as rhamnogalacturonan I rhamnosyltransferase 4-like. The record is from RefSeq and is a predicted model, not a curated record. Lineage: Eukaryota; Viridiplantae; Streptophyta; Magnoliopsida; Poales; Poaceae. The transcript has 8 exons. The coding region runs from base 77 to 1573 and encodes 498 amino acids. Gene Ontology annotation, cellular component: cytoplasm.